AUGGAUGAGCGAUUAGUUAACGCUGAUAAAAUACAUUUUGUUAUUUCUACUUCUUCUUAUCCUCCUCCUCCUCCUCCUCCUCCUCCACCACCUCCUCCUCUUCCUCUUCCUUCUCUUCUUUCAAAAAUAUUUUUUACGAAAUUGAAAUUGUGA
Molecule: messenger RNA, 153 nt
Organism: Loa loa (African eye worm)
Lineage: Eukaryota; Metazoa; Nematoda; Chromadorea; Rhabditida; Onchocercidae
Exons: 1
Coding region: 1-153 (50 amino acids)
Source: RefSeq, a predicted model, not a curated record